This is a messenger RNA of Aspergillus alliaceus, 715 nucleotides long. RefSeq names its product glutathione S-transferase. The coding region runs from base 24 to 674 and encodes 216 amino acids. Lineage: Eukaryota; Fungi; Ascomycota; Eurotiomycetes; Eurotiales; Aspergillaceae. The record is from RefSeq and is a predicted model, not a curated record. The transcript has a single exon.
AAUCCAAAGGCGACAAAAAGAAAAUGCCCGAAAUCAAAUUUUUCUUCGCCUCGGGCGCCUGUUCGCUCUGCCCACACAUUCUCCUGCACGAGAUUGAAGCCGACUACCAGCCGGUGCAGGUCAUCAACAAUGGCCCCGAGGUCAAAUUCUCGGAAGAUUUCCACCGCAUCAACCCCAAGAUGCGUGUUCCUGUGAUUGCGGUUAACCAGGAAGUCGUCACUGAGCUUCCCGCCGUGGCCACAAUUAUCUCCAGUCUCGCGCCCGAGAAAGGGCUAAUGGGAAGGGGUGCCCUGGAUACUGUCCGUGUGUAUGAAUGGAUGAAUUACCUGUCCGGGACUUUACAUGCCGGAGCCUUUGGCCAUUUAUUUCGACCUGAUCGCUGGACUACGGCGACUGAUCCUACGAGCCUGGAGGCCGUCAAGCUUAAAGCGCGGGAGAGGAUGACAGAAUGCUUCCAGCAUGUUGAGGGAAGAUUGCAGGGGGUUCAUGCCGUGGGCGACUAUUUCACGGCCGUUGAUCCAUUUCUCUACGUGUUCUAUCGGUGGGGGGCAAUAAUCGGCGAGGACAUGUCGGUUUAUCCCAAGUAUGCUGCGCUGGUCAGGAAUUUGGAGGCGCGUCCGGCGGUACAAACGACGCUGGAAAAAGAGAAACUGUCAUUUAUCCUUUCAGAAUAAUGUCAAACGCCAGAACGAUGGGAUUAGAAAAUUAAAAUAUA